UUUCUCCCGCAAAGCUGAGUGAGAAGCACCCGACCAAUGGACAACCUGUUCAUUUAUUUACUGUGGCCCCAAGCAAACUGAUCGUGGAACACGUACUGAAUAUUUCACAUGGACGGCCUCGUCUUUUUUCUGUCGCUCGGGUUCUUUUUAAAUAUUCCUACAUCCCGGUAGCCUCGAUUCUUUCCUGAAAGAUUGAACGGCCGUUUCGCGUUCACGAACGAAAGUGUUCUGUGUCCAAGAUGCGCAUCGCGACGCCCGUAUUGCUAUCAAUUUCGCUAUUCCACGCCUUCCAACACAUCCGCGGAUACAGCAUUCUGGGCAUUUGUCCGAGCGCGAGUUACAGCCACCAACAACCGUUUCAAGCAUUGAUGAAAGCAUUGGCGGUUCGUGGUCACAACGUUACCGUCGUAUCAACAAUUCCCUUGAAGAAUCCUCCAACGAAUUAUGAGAACGUUGACUUAUCAUUCUCGUAUCGAAAGAAGGAUUGCACAGGAUUAAGACAUUUAGGAGCUUAUACGUUACUCCAUAAAAACAUGUGGGAAGCGAAUGAAUUGUGCGAGCAGCAAUUAUUCAGCUCUGCCAUCGACAAGCUUAUAGCGAGCAACAAGACAUUCGACGCAGUCAUUAUAGAGCAAUUAUGGUUCCAGUGUUAUUAUGCUCUCGUGAAGCACUACAACUUCCCGGUGCUGAUGGGAUUUUUGAGCGUAGGCAACUUGCCGUACGUAAUGGAUUCCGUGGGGAAUCCAGAUGAUCCCAAUCUAAAUCCGGACAUGGCGUACCCAUUCACGGACAGAAUGACAAUCAACGAGCGUAUAUGGAAUACCCUUUAUACAACGUGGACAAGAUUAUAUUACCGAUACUGGCAUCUGCCAAGAGCUCAACGCAUCGCUAAUGUAUGGGCGCCCGGUACAUCCGUCUAUGAUAUCGAUAAGAACUUCAGUCUGGUGAUACUAGGCAACAAUCACGUGUUCGGUUACCCAAAACCAUUACUGCCACACGUGAUCGAAGUUCAUAGCUUACAAAUUUCGAACAAGCCUGAACUCCUACCUAAGGAGAUCCGAGAGUUCCUGGACAACGCUCAGGAUGGCGCCAUUUAUUUCUCUCUGGGCUCGAAUCUGCAAACUCACCAGCUACCCGCCGGGACUUUGACCGCAUUGUGCAACGCCCUGGGCUCGCUGAAGCAAAGAGUUCUAUGGAAACAUGACGGAAACAUGGCCAUUCAUCCGGCCAACAUCAAAUUUGUGAAGUGGGUGCCCCAGCAAGCGGUCCUUGCGCAUCCCAGGAUGAUGGCGUACGUGAUGCAAGGCGGAUUGCAGUCGUUGCAGGAAGCGGUGCACCAUUCCGUGCCGGUAGUCGCAAUUCCCUUUUUCGGGGAUCAACUUUUCAACGCACGUAAAAUCCUAGACGCCGGCAUCGGACUGACACUGGACAUCGACACCAUGACCGAGAGCUUCAUCGUACAAACGCUCGCAGAGGUCGUCGAAAAUAAAACGUAUCUGAAUAAUAUCAAAAUAAUGUCGGCGAUUGUGCGCGACGAAUUGAUAAAACCUAUGGAGAGAGCGAUAUGGAAUAUAGAACACGUAUUAAAAUUUCCAAACUCGAGACAUUUACGGUAUCAUGGACGUAAUAUAUCAUGGAUAGAUUAUUAUACAACGUUUCUGUGCUUAAGUGCAUGUAUCAUUUUUUUAUCGUAUAUCAAUUAUGUAUUGUGUAGCAGAGCUAUUGAUGCUUUUAUAAAAAUCAAGAGGAUAUUAAAACAAAAAAUUACACGUACUCACCUCAACGAAUUCAGCGCGGGAAAGGAAGUAAUAUCCCGCGGUGUCAAACAUGGCGCCACUGGCAUGAACUAUUCACAAGACAAGACACCCAUGGGCGCAUCCAGCAGAACAAACCGCUUAGUAGCAAUUGAACGUGAUUGGCUCUUACUUUUAAAACCAACAAAUCAACGUCGAGAUUCAGUAAAAAAUCUAGUAACAUUGCAGUUACUCAACGUUGUCCAACUGUUAAAUGCGGCCAAUCACAAGUAA
Molecule: messenger RNA, 2027 nt
Organism: Linepithema humile (Argentine ant)
Lineage: Eukaryota; Metazoa; Arthropoda; Insecta; Hymenoptera; Formicidae
Product: UDP-glucosyltransferase 2-like
Molecular function (GO): UDP-glycosyltransferase activity
Source: RefSeq, a predicted model, not a curated record